Molecule: messenger RNA, 1227 nt
Organism: Dentiscutata erythropus
Lineage: Eukaryota; Fungi; Glomeromycota; Glomeromycetes; Diversisporales; Gigasporaceae
Source: the annotation of a GenBank genome assembly
AUGAUAGACCAAAAUAAUAAUAUAGAAAAUGACGAUUUGAUCGAUGAAAUAGAAGAUUAUGAAUAUAAAGAAUUUGCAGUAAUAUAUAGUAAUUAUAUUAAAAAACACAAUCAAGCCAUUGAAAAAUUAAAAUCGGCCAAUAUUUUUACAAGCCUUCCAAAAGUUGUUGUUGUUAAACCUGAUAUGCUAACAGGACAUGGAAAUCGAUUACCUGGAAUAGUUUGUGGAUUCUUGUACUCGAUUAUUUCUGAUAGAUUAUUUUUCAUUGAAGGAUAUGAAGAUUUUGAAUAUUAUUUUGAGAAAGAUUUCGAGCAUGAUUGGAACACUGUUGCCAGCUUAUAUAAAAAUAGUAAUUUUAAAUAUUUGCAUGACAUUGCGAAAAAUGACUUUUCUUUAAUAACUAAAAGAAAUCUGAAUGAUGAAAAAGUGAAUUCGUUUGACAUUUUAUAUGUUCAUACAUGGGAUUAUGCGUGCGCUCCAGUGAUGUCAAAUCCUCACUAUAAAAAAUGGUUCAAUGAAGUUAUACCUGAUUAUAAAGUUUUUACAGCAAUUAGUCUAAAAUUAUUAAGAUUAAGAUCGAAUAUUGACAGGCAGAUAAAAACUUUUAUAAAAAACAACUUUAACAAAUAUAAUAUAGGUGUAUACUUAAGAUCGAGAAGAUCAGUAUAUGAUAUGAUUACACCUGUAGAACAUUAUAGUCAAGCUGUUAAAGCGUUGUUAUUAAGAAUCAAAGAAAAGGAAGCUUCUAUAUUUAUAAUAUCUGAUACCAAUGAAGAUCGAGAUAAUUUAUUAAGUGCUCUUCACAAAUCUAUUGAUCUCAGUAAGAUUAAUUCUCUUAAAAUUAAUUAUGUAAAAAAUAAUUUAGACAUGACGAACUCUAUUAAUUAUAAUCUUGGAGUAGAAUUAAAUGCUCUUAUUAAUAUGAAGCUUCUCAGUUUUUGCAAUGAUAUGAUAAUUACCUAUGGUUGUUCAUUCGGUUUUACUGCUGCAGGAUGGUCAUAUAAAGCAAUAAAUCGCUUUAGAGGUCCAUAUAUCGUAAUGCCGAUAGAAAACACUGUCAAUGAUUUAUGGGUUGUUGAUAAAGUUUGGAUAUGGGGGGCUGGCUCUAGUGAGCCGUGCAUGUAUUUAAGUAAAUCACUGAUUGAUAGUGAAGAUAGAGAGACUGUUAGACUUUUUAAAAGUAAUCCACUAUGGAUUCAUUAUACCCAAUGCCAUUGGCCUGUAUAA